CAGAAUGGCCUGUGAUCUGGUCGCAAAGAUGGCAUCCUCCGCCUCUGCUCGGACUCCGGCAGGGAAGCGAGUGGUGAAUCAGGACGAACUGCGACGGUUGAUGAAGGAGAAGCAGCGUCAGAGCACUAACCGGAAACGGAUAGAAUCUCCAUUCGCGAAGUACAACCGUUUGGGGCAGCUGAGUUGUGCCUUGUGUAACUUGCCGGUUAAGAGCGAGCUCCUGUGGCAGACUCAUGUCCUGGGAAAGCAGCACCGAGAGAAAGUGGCCAGGCUGAAAGGCGCGAAGGAAGGCAUCCAGGGUCCGUCGGUCAGUGUGGCGCCUCAGUCCGCCAAGCGGAAGGCACCGGAUGCAGAUGGCCGAGAUGCGAAGAGAGCGAGGGCCCCCUCGGUGCCUCAGGUACUGCCUUCCACAUCCGCUUUGUCCACCAACUGUGACAAAACAGGAAAGGAGUCCACUAGAGCGACUGCCAGUAAGCCUUCGGGACUCGGUUUACUCCCUGAUUAUGAAGACGAAGAGGAGGAGGAGGAGGAGGAAGAGGAGGAGGCUGGAGGAGAAGGAAAAGCGAGGGACGCCAACGAGCCACGCGACGCAGAGAACAAGGACCACUCACUUUCCUCCUUGCGGGAGGCAACGAAUAGUGUGCUGCCACGCCAUUGCCUUAAUACAAAGCCUCCCAAGGCCCCCUUAAUUCCUCAUUCAGGGUCGAUUGAGAAAGCAGAAAUACAUGAAAAAGUGGUGGAAAGAAGAGAAAACACCGCGGAAGCAUUACCAGAAGGCUUUUUUGACGACCCUGAGGUAGAUGCAAGAGUUCGGAAGGUUGAUGCCCCAAAGGAUCAGAUGGACAAAGAGUGGGACGAAUUUCAAAAAGCCAUGAGGCAGGUCAACACUAUUUCUGAAGCCAUAGUUGCUGAAGAGGAUGAAGAGGGACGGCUGGACCGCCAGAUUGGGGAGAUUGAUGAACAGAUAGAAUGUUACCGUCGGGUAGAAAAGCUGUGGAAUCGCCAGGAUGAAAUAAAAAAUAAGCUUAAAAAGGUUCUGACCAUACAAGAACUACAGAGAAAGGAAGAGGAGAAUGCUGACAGCCAUGAUGAGGGAGAACUACAGGAUUUGUUGUCUCAGGAUUGGAGGGUGAAAGGGGCUUUGUUAUAAGGUUUUAAAGACCCAAGAUUUCUAACAGCCUCUGCUAUUGUUUUAAAAAUGUUGUCUCCUAACUGGAUUGUUGAGAUAAAA
Molecule: messenger RNA, 1231 nt
Organism: Cynocephalus volans (Philippine flying lemur)
Lineage: Eukaryota; Metazoa; Chordata; Mammalia; Dermoptera; Cynocephalidae
Product: zinc finger protein 830-like
Exons: 1
Coding region: 5-1150 (381 amino acids)
Biological process (GO): mitotic DNA replication checkpoint signaling; nuclear DNA replication; mitotic DNA damage checkpoint signaling
Cellular component (GO): nucleus; spliceosomal complex
Molecular function (GO): nucleic acid binding; zinc ion binding
Source: RefSeq, a predicted model, not a curated record